This is a messenger RNA of Leptosia nina, 375 nucleotides long. The record is from the annotation of a GenBank genome assembly. NCBI's taxonomy places the organism in Eukaryota, Metazoa, Arthropoda, Insecta, Lepidoptera, Pieridae.
AUGUUCUUAAGAAUUGGUUUUGGUCUUUACAGAGCACCUUCUCGCACAGCAGUAAAGAGGGCUCACCCUCCAAGGAGGUUUCAACUGAGGACUCGCCCAAGAAGGACAAGAAGAAGAAGAAGGGCCUCCGGACCCCCUCCUUCCUCAAGAAGAAGAAAGAGAAGAAGAAGGAGAAGUCCAGCACGCCACAACCAGCUUAGAGAUAAAAUUGACAAUUCACACUGCCAUCUCGCUUUCAAAUUACUUGUAAUUUUAAGGUUGAAACCACAUUUGCAGUUGAUGAGUUCGCUUGGUCCCAAUUUUUUAUGUACCCCACCUGUUUGGCAGAAUGCCGGGAUCUUUUUGGGCAACGCUUGCGCACCCAUUGAGGACUGA